GGCGGCAACAGAAUAAGAAAGAAAGAGAGAGAGACGGAGACCGCGUUGUUGUGCUGGCGCGAGCGAGCGGUGGCGAAGCCCGAAGGCGCACCGUUACGGUACUGACUACUGCAUAGCUUACAGCCACACCACUCGCGCAGUGUGCAGUCACGCUACUGAUCCGUCGGUACUCGGUACAUAAUAUCGCUCGCUAGCGCGAUCUGGCAGUGUGACGUUACGAUAUAGAUAUACGUAUCUACACUCGUGUCGUCGGUACGUAAAAGUCCAUCGUGAGGCAUCAGCAACAGCAGCAGCAGUGUGUGCGUGUGUGUCACAUAGUACAGUUUACACGCGGAUUUUAUUCAUCCCGCCUUUUAUUCCGCAUCGAGAGCCGUGCAGGACCGAGUUCAAUAGCAUUCCAGAAGCCGAACUUACAAUCUAGUUAAUCCACGUUAAAUGGCAAUUCUACUGGAACCUCAAUGGCUUAUAAAAGCAGCUAAAUGAUCUGACAAGCAAUGCAACAUUUAACAACCCAUUAUUUCAAGAUUCAUUCCAUAUAUUAUUGGAUCUUUUAGGUAUAGUUAAGUAUUCUUUGAAAUACAAAAAAAUUCAAAAUGGAAGGAAGUGAUGAGUCCCCGGCUAUUAAAAUCAAUGAAAAGUGUAUAAAAGCUGCACAAGAAGAGAUUGGAAAACUGGAUGUUUUAGUAUGUGGUGAAUGCCAUUCUGUUUUUCAUUUUAUCAAUGAAUUCCAAGAACAUCAAUCCAAAGCAGAUGCUUGCUCCAAACAAUCAAAGCUUAGAGAUAAUAAUGAAUCAAAAGCCAAAGUUUGGGCUUUUCUGCUAUGGAAGGACUCUCAAAUUCAAACUGAGCCAGAUAAAGAUAAUACCUGGCAACUUUAUAAUAAAUGGAUAGCAAUGGAUGCUCAUACACGAGAUUCUUGGAUUGCUGCAGGAAAAACCAUUCAAAUUUUUACUAAAAUUAGUAAUUCUAAAAUGCACGAUAUUGCAACCCAAGGGACAGCGACUGAAGGUGGAAAAACUGUUGUUGUAAGGAAAGUUAUACGAAAUGGACAGCCAAUAAGUCCUAAUAAAUCAAAUUUGAAACCUGGAUUAACUGAAAAAAAAGUAAAGUCAACUAAUGAGUCUGGAGAACAUAGCAGUGAAGAAGACUUCAAUGUUGAAAAAAUAUUGGCAAAGCGUUUUAAUCCAAAGAAAAAAUGUUACGAAUAUUUACUCAAGUGGGAAGGAUAUGCACAUGAAUAUAACACAUGGGAAGAAGUCAAUCAUGUGAGCAGUACAUGCAAAGCACUUAUGGAUGAAUUUGAAAAAAAUCUUGCCAAACAAAAAGAAAUGAAAGCUCAGCAAGUAGCUAAGACUGCAAAUCGCUCAGGUCAAUUAAAUGUAACUCAAAAAUUUAUCAAAACAGAAAAUAUCAAAGCUGGAACAAAUGCUACUCCAUCUGGUUCUACCAACCGGCCUAUGCGAUCUAGUAAAUCAAAGGCUAUGGAUCAAGUAAAACAAUGGUGUGGAUCUAUGAAAGAAGAAGAAAACGAAUUACUUGGUAAACGCAAGAAUACAUUCUCGGACAGUGAUUCAGAUGAAGGACUGACUACAUUGAAUAUGAAGCGCAGUAAAGUUGAUACAAGUGGUGAUGAUUGGACUGCAGAUUCAGAAGAAGAUAAGGUAGUGAUUGGCCGGAGCGAUGUUAUUCAACGGGCUUUAAACCGUGCUAAUAUCCAAUCUAAUGGGUCGAAUCGUGGCCCCCUUACUGGCUCUGCACUUGCAAAAGAGGCUGUACAAAAAGAAAUGAAAUUAGGUAAUGCCUCGAAUUCUAAUGUAUAUGUUGUACAUCGUAAAGAUGGAAUCAUAAAACUUGAUUCAACCCCCACCAACAAAAUUGCUGUUAAAGGCCAAAACCAAACACCAACAAGUAAUGUCUUAGUACUACCCAGCCGCGAAGGAUUUGUGAAAAAACAAGUUAUUUCGCCAAAUUCUAUAACUCCAAUCAAAGUUAUAUCAAAGCCCGAUGGGACGCAAAUUGUUACACAAAUGAAAGUUGUUUCUAAGGGCUCACCUUCAGGUAUGAGUAUCAAAAAUGAACCCGUCAAAAUUCAACCAAAGCCGGAUAAUAAUCAAAUGCAAUAUCACGUAGUAACUGCUAUUCCAAGUCCUUUGAGCCAUCAUACUACAACUACUACCACAGUUGUUAAACCUGGAGGUCAACGCCAAAUUGUCUCACGACCUAGUUCAGGCGUGGUUCGUAAUUCGCCUUUAGGUACAGUUAGCUCGCAACAACGUGCGCCAGUAAGGCCAAAUGUUCCACGAAAUUUGACUCCUCAACAGAUAGCAGCGCAAAGAAAAAACCUAGCUUCGCCACAAAUUACACCUUUAGCCAAACCUAAAAUUACAGUCAUAAAUAAUCAAGGUAAACCAGUUAGAACAGUUAAUAACACUGUAAGCCAACAAGUGACUAAAUCAACACCUGGCAAAAACCCAGUAACACCUACACAGAAAAUGCUUGAUGCAAGAAAGAAAUUUGCUGAAGAUGCACGUAAACCUGUUCAAAGGGUUUUGGGAUCCAAAGGCGGUCCGAAUGCUGUACGACCUAAAGGUAAACCUGCCAAUGAACCAGGUAAUAAACCUAAAGAGAGUAAAUUGGCAGAAACUGAUGGGCUUCACAUGGAGUUCCAUGAAGUAUCUGAUGAAGAAGAAAGUAGUGAAGAAGAAGUACCUCCUCCGUUCCCUGAACCGGAACCUGCACCUGCAGAACCCGAGAGCCCAACUCGUGAAUUUACUUUGUGUCCUUUAACAGGUCGUAUAAUAGGUCCUGAUGGCCAGCCUGUUGAGCAGCCUGAACCAGAGCCUACACCAGUAACUACUUCUAGUACUACUGCACCAACUCCUAUGGCUAUAAUAUCUAACCCAACAGUCACUGCUACAAUAGGACCUGAUGGCAUCAUAGCCAAUACCUCUGCAUCAAGUGAACUUGUUCUUCCAAGUCUUGACACUUGUACAGAUAAUAAUGUAGGUGGUGUGCGGGUGGAAAUGAGCCCAGGUGGUACAACUGGUAUGAUUGUACCAACCGAUAAACCAUCGACCUCGGAAACAAUGACCAUUUCAGGAGUGCCAGGACCUGAUCUGCCAUGUCUUGAUGAUCCAAAUGUUGAAAUGCAGCCACCCACGCAAACAACGGGUAAUCAACCUAAUCAAACACCCCAAGUUCCUCAAAUUGUUACAAGUGACGGUUUGGUGGUACCAGCAUCUGAUAUCUCUCAAGAAACAUCUAUUUUGCCUGAGGUACAACCACCUCAAGAAGCUGCUGAGCUCCCACAAACUAGUACUGCUACUAUAGCUGCACCUACUGCUACAACAGUAACAUCCAAUCUCAACCUUGAAGAAAAUAAUGGAUUAGUGACAAUUACUGGCGACGAUGGUGUUGUGUACCAAGUAACUGGAGAGGGCGAAGAUGGUCAGACAAUACUAGUUACUCGAGGACCAGACGGUGAACAGCAAUUAUAUGUCACAACUACAGAGCAGCAAGGUGAAGUAGGAGGAACCAUGUUGACACUCGAUCAUGCAGUUGCAGAAGCUGUCGCUCAAAUGGGUCCCGAUCAGGCUGUUGCUCCGCAGUUUUACGUUAAAGAAGGCGCAGAAGGAGCAGUCGUGGAAAAUACCCAGACAACUUCCUCAAAUGAACAACAGGUUGUUAUGUCUAUAGUGGAUAAUAGUAGUAGUCCUGUUGUUGUUGCUAAUGCACAUUCGACAACGGAAGAAGGUGAAAAUCAAGUUCAAUGUGUAACGCAAGUGAUGCAAGGUGACGAAGGUGAAAAUCAAGCUCAAGUUGUUGCGCAGGUAAUUCAAGCCGACGAACCAUCUCCAGAUGGAACAAGAAAAGUAGUUUUACUGCUGCCCGAUGGAAACUUAAUAAUGACAGAAGUUGAUGAAGAACAAUAUGCUGCAUUAGAACUUGAUAAAUAAAUCAGCUAAGUUCAUAAAUGAAGAGUUCAUUAAAGUGAAAAGUGACACUUUGUGUAUUGUAUGUAAAUAAUAACUCCUAAAAUGGUGGAUCCUUAGAAAAUAAUACUUUUUAGCUAUGAAAUACUUUCAAUGAUAAAGUAGCUUUGAAAAAUGAUGUAAAAAAUAAAUUAAACUUUAAGUCGAUGAAAAAACGUAUGUUCUUAACUCAAGUUUUUAAAAAUUGAUGUUAAAGUAUCUGAUAUAUUACACUGAAAUUAUGAUUUUAAAAUCUCUACAGGAUCAUUUAUUUAUAUAUUCGUAAUAGUACUAUUUUUGUGUUAUGCAAAAUUGUUAUACUUCUAGAAUUAGCGAAUUAGACUUAGUUUAGAAUUUUAUCAUCAUGAAUUACUAGAAAAACAAAUUUUUCAAAUUUUAUUUUGAUAUAAACAUGAUUAUCAAACAAUAUCAAAUAAUUGACCUUGAAUCUAGUUUUAACAAAUAGUAGGUAAUAUUCAGCAAAAUUCAUCAAUAAAAUUUAAUAUACUAUGUAUAUCAAUAUCAAUAAGAAUUAUAUACUUAUACAUACGUAUUUAUAAAAAUAUUCUUUUAAUAGACAUGUUUCUAUUUUUCUUCCACAAUCAACCCUUUUUUCAUUGCUCUGAAAAAAGACGUUAUAUUAUAUUGCACAUUUUAAACGUUCAGUCACAAGUAUGUAUUAUAUAAUAUACAUAAAAGGUGACUUUCUACGCGAUCAGUUAUAACUAAAUCUUAAAUUUUUUUAUUAUUUUUUUUUUAUUAAAAACUUUGCAUAAUAAUGAAAUAACUGGUCAAAAAUAAGUUCAAUUGAAUUUCAUGGCAUUGAUUAGUAUAAAUUUUACGUUUAGUAAUUUCAACUGGAUUCAAGGACAAAAUAAUAACACAAUUAAAAACUUGCAUCAUAAAAAAAUUUUAGUAAGUAAGACGGCAUAUAUGUAAAUAAUUUCUUGAAUUUAGUUUAUCAAAAUCUGCUUAUUGUAAAACCAGAGAUGUUAAGUCAAUGGGAUUGACUAUUCAAUAAACAAAUGACAUAAAUUUAAAUGAAAAAA
Molecule: messenger RNA, 5020 nt
Organism: Trichogramma pretiosum
Lineage: Eukaryota; Metazoa; Arthropoda; Insecta; Hymenoptera; Trichogrammatidae
Gene: Chro
Product: mesocentin
Exons: 11
Coding region: 594-3956 (1120 amino acids)
Biological process (GO): chromatin organization; negative regulation of transcription by RNA polymerase II
Cellular component (GO): pericentric heterochromatin
Molecular function (GO): chromatin binding
Source: RefSeq, a predicted model, not a curated record